Molecule: messenger RNA, 426 nt
Organism: Cyprinodon variegatus (sheepshead minnow)
Lineage: Eukaryota; Metazoa; Chordata; Actinopteri; Cyprinodontiformes; Cyprinodontidae
Product: free fatty acid receptor 3-like
Exons: 3
Coding region: 1-426 (141 amino acids)
Biological process (GO): G protein-coupled receptor signaling pathway; cellular response to fatty acid
Cellular component (GO): plasma membrane
Molecular function (GO): G protein-coupled receptor activity
Source: RefSeq, a predicted model, not a curated record
AUGGAGUGGACUCUGCCCAACGUCUUGUGCUCCAUCAUGUGCUUUACCUUCUUCACUACAAUUUACACCAGCUCCUUGCUGCUGAUGGCAAUCAGUGUGGUUCGCUACAUAGCUGUUGCCUAUCCUAUGACCUAUCAACAACAACUGAAAAACAUUUUGUACCCAAUCACUAAGAGGAAGGCUAUUGGGAUGGCUUUGGGAACUCUUGCUGUGUUUCUCAUUUGUGUUCUCCCAUUCAAUUUAUCUCAUGUAGUGGGUUUCAUUCAGGGUCAAAGCCCUGAAUGGCAGUACUACACCUUGCUUCUCAGCACAUUAAACACCUGUAUUGAUCCCAUCAUAUUUUAUUUUUCCUCUUCAAUCUUCCAUUGCACAAGCAGCAAAUCUUUUUUCAGAAAGCAUUUUAUCAAAGAUGAAGCCUUCCUUUGA